AUGGUGGGUUGUUCCAUUGGCUCUGGCCUCUCUUUUGGUAGCUCCCCAACUUUUGUCAUAGCCACUCUUUGCUUUUUCCGAUUUUGGCUAGGUUUUGGCAUUGGUGGCGACUACCCGCUUUCAGUGACAAUUAUGUCGGAGUAUGCCAAUAAAAGGACUCGCGGGGCGUUUAUAGCGUCGGUUUUUGCAAUGCAAGGGUUUGGGAUUUUGGCUGGUGGGAUGAUGGCUAUUGUUGUUUCUUCUAUCUUUCGCGCCCUAUACCAUGCUGACCCCUACUCAGUUGAUCCGAUCGGAUCGACUGUGCCUCAGGCAGAUUACGUAUGGAGGAUUAUUCUCAUGUUUGGAGCAAUUCCUGCUGCAUUGACUUUCUAUUCACGGAUGAAAAUGCCGGAUACCCCUCGUUACACUGCCUUGGUAGCCAAGGAUCAAACCAAGGCUUGCCAAGACAUGGCCAAAGUGUUGAAUGUUGAGAUCAAAGAGAAACAACAAGUAGCGCAGCCACAAAACAACAGGUCCUCAAAGUUUGCUCUAUUUUCCAAAGAGUUUCUUAGGAGACAUGGGUUACAUUUAUUGGGCACGGCCUCCACAUGGUUCUUGCUAGACAUUGCUUACUAUAGCCAAAACCUUUUCCAAAAGGACAUCUUCAGCGCUGUGGGAUGGUUGCCAUUAGCAAGCUCUAUGAGUGCCCUAGAUGAGCUUUACAAAAUUGCUAGGGCACAAACCCUAAUAGCCCUAUGUGGCACAGUUCCCGGGUACUGGGUCACAGUCUUCCUCAUCGAUCACAUUGGCCGAUUUGCAAUUCAGCUAAUUGGGUUUUUCUUCAUGACUGUUUUCAUGUUCGUCUUGGCAAUUCCAUACCAUCACUGGACUAGACCUGAAAACAACAUCGGAUUUAUUGUCAUAUAUGGUCUAACAUUUUUCUUUGCCAAUUUUGGACCCAAUAGUACAACAUUUGUUAUACCGGCAGAGAUUUUCCCAGCAAGGUUCCGAUCCACAUGCCAUGGGAUUUCCGCAGCUGAGGGCAAAGCCGGGGCGAUUAUUGGGGCAUUCGGGUUCUUGUAUGCAUCACAGAAUCAAGAUAAGGCUAAGACUGAUGCAGGGUAUCCUCCUGGCAUUGGAAUGAGGAAUUCUCUCAUUGUGCUUGGUGUGAUCAGCAUUUUGGGGUUCUUCUUUACGUUUUUGGUACCGGAGUCCAAGGGAAAAUCGUUGGAGGAGAUGUCAAGAGAGAAUGAAGUUGAAGGUGAUCAAGUGCAGCCCAACAGAGUUGAGGUUACUGUUUAG
Molecule: messenger RNA, 1281 nt
Organism: Prunus armeniaca (apricot)
Lineage: Eukaryota; Viridiplantae; Streptophyta; Magnoliopsida; Rosales; Rosaceae
Source: the annotation of a GenBank genome assembly